Molecule: messenger RNA, 1107 nt
Organism: Metarhizium acridum CQMa 102
Lineage: Eukaryota; Fungi; Ascomycota; Sordariomycetes; Hypocreales; Clavicipitaceae
Source: RefSeq, a predicted model, not a curated record
AUGGGUGAACGACGGAAACUCGGCGAUGUCGCCCUUGACCUUUUAUUAUUUGCCGGCAUGAUGACAGCUGGACUCUAUGUCGCCAGAAAUCUUCUCACACCGAUGCUGAGCAAUCUGGCUGACCCCGACAAAGAAAAACACGAACAAGCCAGACGGCAGGCCAAGGCACACCUCGAGCGAUUGAAUCGUCAGCGGAAUAUAGACCGAGAUGGAGACGAUGAGAGCGGAGAUGCCAGGAUGAUUCAAAGAGUUGAGGAUCUGGUUUUGAACGAGUACGAGAACUUGGUCGCGCUGGAAAUGGUCGCCCCAGAGGACAUACACGUUGGAUUUAAUGGUUGUGGAAAGACCAUGCUGGCAAAGGCGUUAGCCCUUGAAAGCGGAGCUUCGUUCAUCAACCUUCACAUCUCCACCAUGACAGAGAAGUGGUACGGUGAUUCUAACAAAAUAGUUCGUGCUGUCUUUUCCUUGGCACGUAAGAUGCAGCCAGCUAUCAUAUUCAUCGACGAAAUAGACGCGGUUCUAGGAACAAGGAGGAGCGGGGAGCACGAGGCCAGCGGUAUGGUCAAAGCUGAGUUUAUGACACUAUGGGAUGGCCUAACAUCGGCCAAUGCAUCGGGAAUGCCAGCUCAAAUCGUCGUUUUAGGGGCUACAAACCGCAUACAUGACAUUGAUGAGGCAAUCUUGCGCCGUAUGCCCAAAAAAUUUCCUGUGCCUCUCCCUGGCCUUGAACAGCGACGCAAAAUAUUGCAGCUCAUUCUACAGGAUACAAAGACAGACGCUGAGCAUUUUGAUUUGGACUACGUAUCGAAGAUCACUGCAGGAAUGUCAGGUAGUGACAUCAAAGAAGCUUGCCGUGAUGCCGCCAUGGCACCUGUUAGGGAGUACAUGCGACAAUACAGAGGUGAGGGGCGGCGAAUGGCUUCGGUUGAUUCUAGUCAAUUCCGCGGUAUUAGGACGGAUGACUUUCUUAGCAAUCGAGGCAGCCAUAUGGACAAGACGGAUGGCAAGAGCACCAAAGACGCGGCUGGCAAGAGGAAAAACAAGAGCCGAGGAUCUGGUGGCGAGUAUGAGAACGUGGAUGAACUCCUGGUCGAAAGCCAGGAUUAG